Molecule: messenger RNA, 3054 nt
Organism: Anthostomella pinea
Lineage: Eukaryota; Fungi; Ascomycota; Sordariomycetes; Xylariales; Xylariaceae
Source: the annotation of a GenBank genome assembly
AUGCAUCGCGCGUCCUUAGACUUGACCGAUCCUUCUCGGAAUCUUGAGGAAUCCGUUGGCACACCGAAUCCCACCUCGCCAGACCCCGACCCAGACCUCGAGAUGACUUUGAAUUCGGAGGAAGAGGACGGUAGAAUAUACACCCCGCCCCCUCACAUUGCCGCCCGAUUCUACCGACCGAGCCAGAAUCGUCGAAAAGACUCGGCCGCCUCGUCGCGACGCAACUCCAUCUCAUCGGUCCCAUCGCGCUCCUCGCACGGCUUCAACCACCAUGGCGGCCCGCAGAGCAAGUACAUUGCCCAGCAGUUGCGCCGUGCCUCUAUACUCGAAGACCGCAAAGCGCGACUCGCCGACAGAGCCGCGCAUGCUGAGAAGGUCCGAUUAAGGGCCGCCAAUGCGAGGGCUGCCCAUCAGAAGAAUUCGAACUCCGAAGAGCGUGCCUUGGCAGCCGCCCAAGCACGCGAGAAGAACCUUGCCGAAAUCGUGGCCGCCUGCGCCGAAGAGGUCAAACGCGCGAAGGCAGUGGCCGAGAACAUGAAGGAGAAGAGAGAACAGGAGUUGCGCAAACUGAAACUGCAGAUGGAAGAGCGUCUCGCCGAGGCUGAAAAGAGAAGGGAAGAACUACGGAGUCGUCAAGCCACGAGACGGUCAAGGGGUCAGAGUAUGAUGACUAGGAAAUCUGGCGACGAAUGCGCCGGCUCCGAGGAAGAAGACCAAGAGAUAGCGAGCGUGAGCGAUGACACGCCCAUGAGUGACGAUGUCGCCGUGUCUAAGAUCCAAUGGUGGUGGAGAGGCAUGUUGAGGAGAAAGGCCGUCCGUGACUUCUGGGAGCUAGGCCUCAAUAUCGACGGGGUUAGGGAGACUUCUUUCGAGAAAGUGGUCGAGCUUCUGGCCCAGGAGAAGGUGCUCAUGGUGACGGCACAGGUCCUCCGCAUCUGUGGCCUGAGUGAAGGGGACGCAGGAUCCGUCGACGAAAUGGUGGCCGUACGCACCUUUCUGAGUGCCUUCCUCAUUCUCGGACACCCGACUCAGGUGCUCAGCAAUAAAGACCACAAAGGAGAACAGGAGCAGGUUGGAUCUUCUCAAGGGCUACCCAUACCUCGUGAUGAUCUGGCUAAUCCGCAGUUACAGGAUCUUGUCGCCAAGGCACGAGACUUGCUAAUAUCCUUCGAGACCAUCCUCUCGCGGCUGACUCUGACCAACCACUACACGCCGCCGCCGGCCCUGCAAGGAGCUCUGCCCGAGGCUUACGCCACUUUCCACAAUGCCUUCAUCGCAUGGAAGACUCGUGACUCCAACGCGUUGGUCGCAGUCAUGAUAUUGCAAUUCGUGGAACUAGACGCAAUACUCCAGACAGUCAAGGACCGAACCGAAGAGGUUGUAACCGAAUCUUAUCGACAGAGUAUUAAGGACAAUCAGUUGAUGCUUAUGGUACGGAUCAAGCGACUUGCGGGCGCCCAACAGGGAAAGAAGAUGAUAUUCGACGCCGUGAAACAGGCGAGGCAGGCCAGAGCAGCAAAGAAGCCGGCUGGGGACACGAAGCCGAGAGUUGCAGAACACUCUUUGGGCAGUGGCGGUCCCUCAUUGGCCGACGAUGCCACCGCAGACCAUGUUGUGUCGUCUCAACUUCAAACGCUUACGCCUCCGCCGACUCCGCCAAGCAAGAAAGAAUUAAAGCAAAGUAUUCUACAGUCGAGCUACCCUCCGAUACUGCCCGAUAAUCGAGUCAUUGUGCACGAGUUGGCAAUCAAUCGCGAAUACCGUAUCGAGUAUCAACAUUUUCAAGAACAGCACAAGUUGCGGAUGGAGCCGCUCUUCAAGGAUCUGAGAUCAGGUCCAAGGAACGAGGAAAAGGAAUUCCAAUACCUCGUUGUCAUGGCCAAUUAUAUACGAGACAGGCUACAGCACCUCGUAAAGCCCAGCCCUUCCAUGCACACGUUCAUCGGCGAAAUUCUCGACACAGAAGUGGCUCAGCGGCAAUUCUUGGCAGGCAGCUUUUCAUAUGAGAAGUUUUUCUCGUCGAUGGGAUCCCUCCUACCAAAGCUCUGCGCGCCAGUCCGAGAUGAAGAAGUCAAGGACUUGGUCGAGAAUAAGCUUAGCCAAGGUCAUGUUGUUGAUCGUUUGGAAGCACUCAUCUCUUUCAUUGAUGUCAUGCUUUACGACUACGCCAAUUACAUGCUGCAAGUGGCGGCGCCUAACCUGGCUGAGCAUGCAGCUCCGUACGAGGCGAAGAGAUUCGCUGAAGGACUGGACAACGGCACAAUCACACUGACUCGGGCGGAGGCUUCGUGGCGUAAUGCCCGUAAUAAGGUGCACGCCGACGCGGCUCGUCGUGACCCUGAGGGCAUCAAUCAUCCGCGAUCACGACCAAGUCCCGACAAGAUAUACUGGCAGAUGUUGUUGGACGAGUUUACACAACCUUCACCGCCAGCAGAUACUAUACCGGAGCCCCUGUCUCUUGAUGCAAAGCGCCGUAGUCGCCUAGGUAGACAAACCCUGCGCAUCGUCACCGCAGGGGCAAUCCUGCUACAGUGCAAAAACAUGCUCAAGCGCGACGUGCGAGCUCCGUGGAAGACGGAGGCAGGGCGCAUAUUUUCUGUUCUGGAAUCGAUGGAUGACAGUACGAAGCCUCUCAACCAGUCCACAGCCGUUCAUGGCAUUAUGGCAGCCCUCGAAGCCGGGCGCUCGAUGCCGGCAGCAACCAAAACGCAUCUGCAGGCUCUAGUAACCAAGGUCCUUUCAGCCGGUGCAGACGCUAAGAGCGACAACACAGGAACUAGAGAGCCAGUAGUGAGACUGCUCCUCACACGUGUAAGAGGGCAUAUGCUGGCCAGAUUGCAAGCCGGCUCGGCCAGUGAGAAGGUCAAGGCCACAAGCGCUGCUAGUGAAAGGCUUGCAGGCCUUGGACUACCCGAGUUCGUAGAAAAAAUACGGGAAAUGGUUGACGAGAUUGUCAGGGUCGGCGCUGUUGAUCGGGAUGCUCAUGGUGUAUGGUGGGAGAGCGUCGCUGAGAAGGUGGAGAAGGAGGAAGCUGCUGUGAGGACAUCAGCAUAA